Messenger RNA from Ostrea edulis (European flat oyster), 1011 nucleotides. RefSeq lists its product as uncharacterized. Bases 116 to 904 code for a protein of 262 amino acids. The transcript has 5 exons. Lineage: Eukaryota; Metazoa; Mollusca; Bivalvia; Ostreida; Ostreidae. The record is from RefSeq and is a predicted model, not a curated record.
GUUGACAUUGAACACCGCUCUAAAAAUAGGUUGUGUGAGACCCCCGUCAUAUGACAACUUUCCUUGUCGGGGUGUGCGGUUCGCAUGUUUUGUACAUAUAAAUGAACAGUUAACGAUGGGAUGCUGCUUUUCAAGCGAGAAUGAGGAAACUAACCCAAAGACUCCGCUAAUGAAGGAUACCAGAGGAAGCGGAUCUCAGUAUACCAAUGACUCAUCACCGACAAAUCCAUCCGCCAGGAAAUACAAACAGGAUCCGCCACCAAACAAGGAUUUUUUGACUUCCAUCGAUCUGUUGGCAACAGCGGGUAUGAAGAACAUCGGGAUUCCUUCGCUAAACAAAACCUUCCAGGAUCAGGGAAAAGUUUUUGAUGAACUAUUCCGACAAUUCCAAAAUAUGAAAGAAAGUCUCAACAACUUCAAGUCCCAUUUCGCAGCAGAGACUGAUGGUGUCCCGGUCCUGUCCAAGUGCAUGGAGCUUCUAGCAGUGGAAUGUGGAAGUUGCAAUUUAAAAGUCGAGCGCCGCAAGUACAGUGUCAUCAUUGUGUACGAAAACCAGGAUGUCAUGCGGAAUAGCUCGGCCAAUCCACAACGAGUGCUCGACUGUUUACAGUUGUUUAAUUCUUUUAACAAAAACAUUCAGAAGAUUUUAGAAAGAACACCAGAAGUUGAAAAUUCCGCCAAGAUUCUUCUUGACGACGAAGGCGGCAUGCGUAAAGAAGUAACGAAGGCCGAUUUGGUUGGAACGGAGGGCCCAGAAGCAAUGCAAGUGUGUAAUGAAAACAUACAUAAACUAAGAAAAAUGAACAGUAACCUGAAAACGAUUAAAAGCCACACCGAGCGAACGAUGAAAGAGGUGAUAGAAGCAUCCAAAGCAUUAUUUAAUGGUCCGAACAUACAGCCCUAGCAGCAAAGAUAUACAUGUAUCUAGUUCAUCGCAAUGUUUGUGCUUUAUAAAAUAUUUCAAAUGCAAUGUGUAUAUUGUAUGAUCCUAUUAAAUUUACGUCAAAUGAC